UGCAUUACAAUAUAUUUUGCUGCAUCUAAUUUCGUUUAAUGGAAGUUUAAAUCUGUUUUGGUUGGAAACUAGGAAGAUUACAAUGGUUCCUUGAGAUUUCUGCACUAUUAAUUGGUAUUUUACUGUUCUUGCCUUGUAUCAUGUUUAAUCUGAUUUGAGCUUACAAUUAGGUACACCCUUAGUUGCCUAAUUGUAUUUAAUCUCCUCUUAGUUGAUUAGAGUCAUAGAUGCUUAAUAUGUGGUAGCGUAAAAUUGAUUAAAUGCGUGCACUGCGUUUUCUUAAUUCGCUUUUAUGAAAACUAAAUUGAUCUUUGCUUAGUUGAUUAAUUUGUGUUGGAUUAGGGGUGAAAGUAGUGUAUUGUUGGUAAUCUGCGAUUGCAAACAUUGUAAUUGAACUAGUGACCAAUUGUUUUUAAUCAACGUUUUAUUUUCAUCUGUAUUGUUAAUUUGUAAUUCAAAAACAUUCACACACCCCCCCUCACUAAGUGUUCGACCUAUUGACUGAACCACAUUUGGUCCUUGAGAGACUACCUAGGAGUCACUUCCUAGUCUAUACUGUAGUCUUAUUUGCACAUCAAAUUUGUAUGGGUGCGACACCCAUCAAAUUUUGGCACCAUUGCCGGGGACCAACGGUUCGAUCUUAGGUCUUUUGUUGUGUUAUUGUGUUAUUGUGUUUUGUGUUUUGUUGUGAGUGUGUUGUGUUGAGGUUUAGGAUUUUUGGUUAGUCUUGUUUAGGUUUACUUCUUUUAGCAUUUUUUGUGUGUUUAGGUUUUUAUCAUUUUGGUAUUCUGUGCAUUUAGUUGUUGUUUCUGGAAAUUUCAAAAUCUAUAAAUAGUGGUUUUCCUCCAUGUUAUGCUUCUGUAUGUUUGGUAUAAUCCUUGCUUGAAGUGGAAGUCCAGGUCUGAGACAGGUUUUGCACUAUAAUAGAGGAGAUGACAAAUUCUCAAGACUGGACGUAUAAGUUGAUCAAGAGGCUUCCCAAGUUCCAUGGGUUGGCACAUGAAGAUCAACACAGACACCUCAAGGAGUUUUGUUGGGUGUGCUCAUUCAUGAGGCCUGCUGGUGUUUCAGAGGAGGCAGUGCUGAUGAGAGUGUUUCCAAUGUCCCUUCAAGGUACAACAACAUACUGGUUCCUAUACUAGUAUCCUGUUGAUAGUUGGAAGGAAACACAAUAGAGAUUCGUCAACAAGUUCUUUCCAACAGCAAAGGUAGUCACCAUUAGGAGGAAAGAUCACUACCAUUGAGCAGUUUCAAGAAGAAAGCCUGGCAGAUUAUUGGAAGAGGUUUAACAACUCUGCAUAGUCUAUCGAAACCACCAAAUUUUAGAGCAUUUGCUCUUGAUUUACUUCUAUGGAGGGCUCCUAGGCAAUGAAAGGAUAUUUGUGGAUGCAACUGCUGGUGGAUCUUUGCUAGACAGAACUCCAAUAGAGGCAAAGAAGCUGCUCUGCAAGUUGUCUGGUGAAAAUCCAAUUGAGGUAGCGAACAAAGAACCUGAGCAAGUUUACUCUAAACCUGAAAUCCCUAUUCAUGUAUCUGAGGUUCAAGUAAAUUUUAAUGCUUUUGAAUUGGUAAAACUUGAACCCAUAAAGCCUGUUCUGGAUUCUAAUAUUGAUAUGCCUGUGUACACUCAUGUUUUGGAUUCAUUAUUCCCUAUAGAGCACAUUGACAUACCUGAUGUUAACUAUCCUUGCACUAAUCUUGAUUUAUAUGAUAGCCUUGAGGAUGCAGCUGAUGACUUGGAGAUUGGUAAGAAAAUUUUCAAUAAGCAAAAACAGGUUUAUUCUGAACCUGAGAUUCCAAUCACUUUACCUGAUUUGCCUAUACAUUUAAAUGCCUGUGAUUUGCUGCACAUUGAUUCUAUAAGGUUUAUGAUUGAAACUGAUACAGAUUUGAUUGACAAUUCUAAAAUUUUUUAUUCAGUAUUAGCCAUUGAACCCAUUGGUAUAAAUGUUGUUUUGAAUGUACAUGAUUGUCGUGAUGAAAUUUUGAAUGAUAAUAGCCUUGAACUGACCUUUGAUUCUGCUGAUGAUGCAUAUGUCAAUAUUGAUUUUGAGGUAGAAACAGUGCAAUCUGAUAACUUUAUAGAGUUCGGGCUGAACUUUUAUCUAACACAGUUUUCUGAGAAUUUUGAAUGUGAUUGUGAAUCUGGUUCUUGCUCCAUUUGUACUAAGAUAAAUUUUGUGAUGCAACCAGAUUCCAAAGUCCAAACAGAUGCUACUAACUGUGAACUUGAUCUUUGUGCAGAAUUAAAGAAAGCAAGGAAUGCUGAAAACAUUAAGGCAACUCUUUGGGAGGAAAGAAGUGCAGAAAAGCUCGGAGAGGUCUCUAUUCCAGUGUCACACACUCAACAACUGCCAGUGGAAGGAGAGCUACUAAUGCAACAGUUUGCUUGGAGAAGAAAGAAGAAACAUCUUGCUUUGGAUGAUAAGGUAGUACUGAUGAAACAGUUCCUCCUCAAAACUUCCUUCCUUGAUGCAAUGGUGGAGAACAUCUCCCUGAUAGUCCAAAAUUGGCAACUUCCACCCUGACUCAAGGGAGUUUUCUUUUUCCCUUCUUCUCCUUUCCCUACUUUUAUUGCACUUGUCCAUGAUCUGUUGACUAUUCUGAUUUCUGAUCUUAUGCUUAUGACACAUUGAGGACAUUGUGAAGUUUAAGUGUGGUCUAUUGGGGGAGAUUUCGAUUUUCCUUUGUUAGUUUUUGUUUUCUUUGAUUAAAUUUUUUCUUUUCUAGGUUGUUUUUGUAGUGUCUUCUGUACAAUUUUGCAUGAUUCUCUUCAUUUCUAGAUUUUGUUUAAGUUGUAGACUCGUCUUUCGCUUCACUUGAUUGAUACUUAUGGUUUGAAAUUCUUGCUUUUCUUUGCUUGGAAAGAUGAUUAUGAUGUUUAAGGGGGUGAUUUGAUUGUGACAGAAAUACCCUGUGUGAGAUUUGAGCCACUUUAUGAUCUUUCUUGUGUGAUAUAUCUCUUGAUUGCUUGCACAUAUGCCUUGGCUUGACACUUUUUGAUUAUUCUUGAUUGAUAUGCAUGUUUGGAACUGAUAAAGGCAAUUUUUUUUUUCUUGAGCCUCUCUAGCCAAAUAAGCCUACCUUGUUUUGAUCCUUUGAUAACCUUGUUAAGCCUAUGCUUUCCCUUGUUCUUUGUUUUCAAGAUCAUUAAUUACCCUUAAGUGAGAAACCAUGAUUACCUUUACCUUAGGGAAUUUUGGAGCUUUGGAAUUGUUUUAGGAACAAGUGUGGUCUUCUUCGGGAUUUUGAUGAAUUGUCUAAUUGGUUCCUCUUGUUUUGUUUUUGUAAAUAUGUAUACAUCUUGUCUCUUACAGUUGUGUUCUAAAAAAAAAGAGAAAAGAAAAGAGACAAGAAAAGAAAAGAAAGAAAAAUACAAAAAAAUAAAAAAAAAAUAAAAAAUUUUGUUAAAUAGUGGAAUCAAGAAGAGGAUUGAAUUAAAGGUUUUGGGUCUAAAUUGAUUGUGAUUUCACUUGUUCCCUAUUGCUCUUCUAUUUCUUUUGGUUUGUAGCUUCUUAUCCAUAUGUUAUCCUCCCUUGUCCUUGGCCCUAUUACAACCAUAAAAGAUCUUUUGAUUUGAACAUGCAUAUGCUUUGACUCUUGAUAUAAGAGGUUUGCCAAGUCUGUUUGUUGCUUGCUUUCUUGAGUCCAUUGAGAUGACAUUGUUUACCCUAGACACUUGAGAGAUACAGUGAUAGUGCAUUUGUGAAGUUCUAUUGCUUUUGAUUCACUCUUGAGCUGAUUGAUUAUUUUGCAAUGUCUUGAAUUGCUUGGAUGAUUUCCAUGAGUAUCUGUUUCCUCUGAUUAUCUGUCUGAUGGGUGUUGUCUACUCCUUUUCUCUUUCCAGGAUUCAUUGAGGAUUGUGUAAACCUGUUUGUUUUCUUGUGUGUCUUUUUGUUUCGGUGUGCGGAUGUUGUCACUCUCUUGUGUCUUUUGAAUUGUUCCUUGUUCUGCGUUUUGAUUUUGCCCAAGAGUGCAAAAGACUAAGUGUGGUCUAUUUUGAUGAAUCAUUAUUUUCUACUAUUCACUUAGCUUUUCGCAUGGAAUUAUAUUAGUGAAUUGUGUUUAAUUCUCAAUUAUUGUCUCAUUUUCACUAUUUGGGUUUAAUUUGACUAAUAAUUCUUAUUUUAAUUAAUUUGAAUUAUUUGAGUUUAAUUAUUCCUAUUAUUAUUUUCAGGGCAAUUUUGAAAUUUUAUUUUGGGACUUAAAGAAAGAUGCCACAUCAUUUAUAUUGUAAUUUUUCUUAUUUUAUUUCGUUGUAAUUUGCAUUUGAAUUUCAUUUCAAAGUAAUUUGGGACAAAUUAGAAAUUAGGCCAAAAUUGGAAGGGCAAAGUUGGAAUAUGGGUUUAUAAGAACCAAAAAAAUUAGAUUGGGAAAGGAUCCUCUUCCUUUCACUUGCUCGACGUUGCUGAAAUGUAGAAAGGGAGCAACUUUCUUCUUCUCCCCAUUUUUGGGGACGUUCCAAGGGCUUUGUAGCUGGAUGUUUAGGUGUGGUCUAGGAAGGCUGUUGAGGUGGGCAUGGUUGCUGGGAUGGGCCUGGCUGUUGGGAUGGGCCUGGUUGCUGGGAUGAUGAUGGGGCAGACUGUUCUUGCUGAGGUUUUAAUGUGAAUUGAAUGAAAGAAGUGAAGUAGCCAGGAGUUGGACUCAUAAAAGGAAGGAAAAGUGCACAAAAGAAGAGCCACAGUUACCGCUCAACGCCACUUUUACCGUUGAGCGGUACUCUGAAGUAUCGCAGUCACCGCUGAGGGGAAAAACUACAGCUGAGCGUCAAAAUAGAAGAACCGCACUUACCGGAUACAGUUAGGACUAGAAGUAACAAAAGUUCUGAACCUCUUCUUGAAGGAUUCAAGACCAGCAGGAGGCCAAGGAGAAAUAGAUUAUCUAGAGAACCUUCUCUAGAGAAAAUUUCAAAGGCCUCUCAAUCUGAUUUGGAAGGCAUGAAGAACAAUGGUGGCAAGCGCACUUUGACUGAUUAUGCAAAAGUUGUUGGCCCUCACCAUUUUAACAGCAUUACAAAGUCGAGGGUCAAUGCCACCAGUAUGGAGAUGAAGCUUGCGUUGAUCCAUCUUGUAAAGAGCAACCAAUUCAAUGGACUAUCACAUGAAAGUCCAUAUGAGCAUCUAACCACCUUCAAUGAGAUCUGUAAUACUGUGAAGUUGAAUGGAGUACAUGAUUAUGCUAUUAGACUUAGCUUGUUUCCUUUCUCAUUGGGAGACAAUGCCAAAUUGUGGUUGAACUCUUUUCCUGAGAACAGUUUCACUGAGUGGGAAGAUGUGGUUGCAAAAUUCUUGAAUAAAUAUUUCCCACAAUCAAAUAUCAACAAAGGGAAGCAGAAGAUCUCUUCUUUUAGACAAGGCAUGGAAGAGACCUUGGGUCAAUCAUGGGAUAGGUACAAGAGCUUUUUGAGAAAGACACCUACUCAUGCCUUUGAUGAAGCAAUGAUAGUCAUCCUUUUUCUUGGUGGUCUUGUUUCACAGACAAAAUUGAUGUUGGAUGCCUUAGCUGGAGGCAAUUUCAGGUGCAAGAUCCCAAAUGAAGCCUAUGAAUUGAUUGAAAAUAUGGCUGUCAAUGACAAUGAGAUGCAUAUUGAAAGAGGAGAUCCAACACAACCUAGAGGAGUUCUCCAACUACAGUCUUAUGAUGCCUUGCUUGCCUAAAAUAAGAUCAUUACUCAACAAUUGGAGGUCUUGACAAAGAAACUUUUACAGCCACAAAAGGAACAUCAGAAUGUGGCAUAGGUUCAACAGCAACUUUGUGAGCUAUGUGGUGGUGACCAUAUUAAUGGUCAAUGUGCGGUGCCUGAAAAUCUCAAAGAAGAUGUUAACUACAUGGGCAACCAGUUUCGUCCCAAUAAUUACAACCAAGGAUGGAAAUCUCAUCCAAUCAGUGGACAAGGCCAAUUUGGGCAAACUAGUGGACAAUUCAACAGACCACCGCAACAACAACCCUCUCUAGCUGACAGAACCACAAGGCUUGAGGAGACUCUCCAACAAUUCAUGCAGGAAACUAUCUCUACACAGAAAAGCGCAAACGCUGCUAUAAGGAAUUUGGAGAUGUAGGUUGGUCAGAUAGCCAAAAAGUUGGAGGACAUACCUCUCAAAAUUUUUGGGGCUAAUACUGAAGUUAACCCCAAGGAAUAAUGCAAAGUUAUUGUGAGUGUAAAAAAUGAGAGGGAAACUGAGAAAGAAAAACAGAAAAAGAAAAAGGUGAGUUGAGAGAGAAAGAGGAAAAAGAAGAGAGAAAAGAAAAAAGUGAGAUUGAGGAAAGAGAAAAAAGAGAAAAAGAAGAGAGAAAAAAAGAGGAAGAAGAGGGUGAGAGAAAAAAAGAAAAAAAUGAAAAAAAGGAGAAAAAUUUUCACCACCCUGAGGAAUGUUCCACAGAAGAAAAAGAGAUGCAAUCAGGGUGCUUUGAUGAGAUCUUCAAGAAAUUGGGGAUAAAAGUUCCUGUGACUGAGGCAUUGCAACAAAUCCCUGAAUAUGCCAAGAUCUUGAAGAAACUCCUCAAAAGAAAGAAAUAUUUAGAGGAGGACAUAAUUGAGACAUAGGGGGAUUGCAGUGUGAUCUUGCAAAAGGCACUCCCUCCUAAGGUUAAAGAUCCAGGAAGUUUCACUAUUUCUUGCACUAUUAGGAGCCACAAAAUAGGGAAAGCCCUAAUUGAUUUAGGGUCCAGUAUCAAUUUAAUGCCCUUAAUUGUUCUUGAAAAGAUUGGUGGCCUGAAAGUCAAGCCGACAAGGAUAUCUCUUUUUAUGGCAGAUGGAUCCACCAAAAGGUCUUGUGGUGUGGUGGAAGAUGUGAUGGUGCAAACCCACAACCUGAGAUUCCUAGUGGACUUUGUGGUGCUGGAGAUGGAGGUUGGAGAUCCCUAUUAUUCUUGGAAGACCAUUCAUGAAGACGACCAAAGUGAUCAUCAAUGUUGAUGAUGGUACUAUAGCUCUCAAAGACCAAGAAGAGGAGGUGAUUUUCAAUGUGUUCAAUGUUGAGCAGCAGGUCCAAGUGAAGAAAAAUAGUCUCAAAGCUGCAUAUAAAGAUGCACCCGAGACAAGUACCAAAGCUGCCAAGCCGAGCAAAAAAGGUAAAAAGUGUUUUUUUAUCACAAGUGGAAGAAGAAGAAAAAGACAGCAAAGGAGCAAAUGUUUACCAAGAUUUUCUAGAGAAACUUGAAGAGUUGAGACCAGGCCUACCUAUGAAAUAUUACAAGAAGAUUUGGGUUGUGAAAGAACUUAGAGCUGAUGGUCUGAUAGAGAUUGAAUCUCAAAUUUCAGGGAGAGUGAAAAAGGUGAACAGGAAGCUGUUGAAAACUAGUUGGUGUGCAGAAGGAAAGGAUGACACCAAAAUAAAAGAUGUGUCAUGAACUUAUUGGGUCAAGCUAGUGACGUUAAAAGAAGCGCUUGCUGGGAGGCAACCCAGUUCCUAAUUUUUUUAUUUUUAUUUUUUUAGUUGUGUGGUGUGGAUUUGAUUUUGUUUGCAGUAAUGACAACAUCUACUGAUGGAUGCUAUGGGGUUAGACAUCUACUGAUGGAUGUUACUGACAGCAUCUACUGAUGGAUGUUGUGAUGAUGAAGACUGGGUCAAGCUAGUGACGUUAAAGAAGCGCUUGCUGGGAGAAAACCUAGUUUUAUGAACUUUUCCUUUUAAAUUGGUUAUUUUUUAUUUUUUUUGUACUCUGCUUGAAUGAAUUGAACUGCUUUGAUUCAACUAUGUUGUGUUUGGUGAUGAGUGUUGCUUUGUGAGAUUCUAGUGUUUGAUUGAUGUUGAGAUGAUGCAUGAUGUGAAAAUGUACAGGUGAUAGCUCACAAUGU
Messenger RNA from Vigna angularis (adzuki bean), 7798 nucleotides. RefSeq lists its product as uncharacterized. The transcript has 4 exons. The coding region runs from base 1614 to 2528 and encodes 304 amino acids. Lineage: Eukaryota; Viridiplantae; Streptophyta; Magnoliopsida; Fabales; Fabaceae. The record is from RefSeq and is a predicted model, not a curated record.